CUUUAAAAAAAAAAAAAAAAGUGAACCUAAACUAGUCCAAGCAGAAAAGGAGUGUCUGUUAGACUCUAACUGAAAAGUCCUGGGCAUAGCAGCUUCAGGCAUGGUUAUUUCCAGAAAGCUAACCGAUGUCACCAGGAUUUUUUAUGUCUUUCAGCGCUAUUUCUGUCCGUGUUGGCUUCUCUCUCAGGCAGGCACAUGCCUCCAUCCUUCCCAGGCUUCCCUUCUACUCUCUUUAACAACCAACUAAAAGAUGCAGAUGGCUCCUAGCGAAAGAUCUUAAGUUGAUUUGGACCAGACUUGGGUCACAUACCUCUUCCUGAGCCAGUUAUUGUGGUCAGGGAGAAUGGAAUACUCCCAUCUUUGGAGCCAAGAUGAAGGACAGUUUCCCAAAGAGAAACUGAAGUGCUGUGACCAAAAUAGAGAAAAGGUGAUGGGCAGAGUACUCAGAGGUCGCUUCCUGUAGUGGUGGAGUAGCUCAUGUCAGGCCAGCCCUCCCGCAAAUAACGAUUAUAAACUGCGUGCCUACAUGCACAAAAACAAACAGCCCCCAACUGGAAUAAGGGCAGCAGGAGUGGAUACCCGGAAGAAAGGGAUGGCACUGGUGAGCCUCCUGUUUGUUGUUGUUAAUGCUUUGUCACAUGAUAAGUACUCAUCUUGGGAACAAGAUAGCCAAGCAGGAGGAUUCCAAAUUCUUGAUAUAAAAGUCAUUUUACCUAACUGUCCCAUCAGCUGAUGAAGGCAUAAACAGAGUGAGGUCUAUCCAUACCUGGGCUAUCAGUCAGCCAUAAAAGGAGCGAAAUACACAUGUACAGUAUGGAUGAACCUUGAAAAUACUGUGCUCAGUGAAGGAAGCCAGUCUCCACAGGCCACGUGCUGUGUGAUUCUGUUUCUAUGAAGUGUCCAGAAAAGACAGAUCCAUGAAGUCCAGAACGUAGAAUAAGCAGUUGCCCGUGGCUGAGGGGAGGAAGGACUGGGGGGCUGACUGUUGUUUGGGUACAGGUUUUGGGAGGUCAUGAAAAUAUUCUAAAAUUCGGUGGUGGUGAUGGUUGCACAACCUUGUGACUCUACUAAAAAGCCACUGAAUUGAAUGUAAAGGAAGCCGAGUAAGUGUAUGGGAAGGGGCUCAACAUCAUUAGUCCACCGGAGAAGUCUAGAUUAAAACCACAGUGAAAAUUCACUUCACGCUAGCUAGGAUGGCUAAAAACUGUUUUAAAUAAAAUGAAGAUGACAACACAGUACACGGCAAGGAUGUAGAGCAACUGGAACUUCUAUACAUUGUUGGUGGGAGAACUGGUACACCUUCUCAGGGAAGGAGACUGACACUUUCUUGGAAAAUUAAACAUCCACCUCAGACCUAAGUACUUAAGAAAAAUGAACAUGUGUCUAAAAAAAGACUCCAUAUGACUACUCAUGGCAGUUUUAUUCAUAAUGGCCCCAAGUUGGGAGUAGCCCAGGUGCCAUCAGAACAGAGCUGGCUAAACAAGUUUGUUCAUACGAGAGAACGCUGCUCAGCAAUAGAAAGGGACAGACUCCUGAUACACCACACAUUCAGAGAAUCCAUACCCUAAAGAAUGUGGAUGGCAUGAUGACAUUUCUUCAUUUUUUUUUAAAGAUUUUAAUUAAUUUAUUUAGAAAGCGUGUGCGAGCAGGGGGAGGGGCAGGGGGGAGAGGGAAUCCAACGCCAACCCUGUGCACUGGCAGAGCCCGGCUCGGCUCUGUCUCACGACCCUGAGAUCACAACUUGAGCUGAAACCAAGAGUCGGAUGCUCCACUGACUGAGCCACUGAGGUGCCUCAUGAUUACAUUUCUAUGAAGUUCUAGAACAGGUGGACCUCAUCUGUAGUGAAAAAUGUCAGAAUGGUGGUUCCCUCUGUGGGUAGAAAUAGAAGGCGUGGCUUCUAAAUCAGUGGGAAGAAGAGAGUGCCAGGAGCCAGAAAGCUUAGAGUGUUGGGCCGUGCCUCAAAAUGUGUAAGAAAGCCUGAAACCUUUCAGAGAUUGCCCGGCCUCUCGAGGUUGGGAUCAGCUGGGGCCCUUGGACUCUGAUAACGGGCAGCUGGGGCUGGAAGCCACUUCCUCCCAGCUCGGAGCUCUGGCCUUUGCAUCAUGUAUGGUUCUGUGCCCGGUGCUUUGUUCCUGUAGGCUUUGGCAUUGGGGGUGUUUUCUGGGGGAAAUUCAAGGUCACGACUGAACGGAUCUGGAGAUAGUUUGUUGUAAAACUGUAAAGUGAGGUGGUUCUCCCAAGCAAGGCACUGCCCAGCAGGCAGGGCUCAAACAGGAGAGCACUCCUCAACGGUGCGGACUCUGUGUGGCCCACCAUCUCACCGUUGCUCCCCUCGGGCUUGGGAUGCAUCAGGGUUUUCUUCUGCCCUGGCCUUUGACUGUUUUGCUCAAGUUAGCAUAGUCCCGAUUUUUCCCUGGUGGUUCCCUGACCCCCAUCUCCAGACAAGGAGGGGGUAGCUCAUGUUCACAUGUUGUGCCAGGCACCGCCUGGACCUUCCUUACGUUGUUGAUCCUCAAAUGGGUUCUCUGGUUUUUACUGAGACUCAGAAAGGCUCAGGAGCUAUGGCCUCAUGAGAACUUAGCAGCUGUUCUGUCCCUGUUUCCCUUCUUGGAACGCUCCUAAAGUAUGCAUGUCAGUUCAUUUGUCUGAUGGCUAUUUUGCAAGUGGUGUAUUUCAUUUCUUUAUAUGACUUUAUACUGCUGUGAGUGCUGGGCAUGCUGUUCGCCUCUUCCUGUGUUUCCCAGAGUAGUUUCUGACAAACCGCUACCAAGCCCUCCCUAUGUUCCAGGCUUCAUUUUGGGUGCCAAGAUACAAAGGCACUCCGGACACGAUGGCCCUGGUGUCUGCUGAUUCCCGCAUCGCGGAACUUCUCACGGAGCUCCAUCAGCUGAUUAAACAAACCCAGGAAGAGCGUUCGCGGAGUGAACACAACUUAGUGAACAUCCAGAAGACCCAUGAGCGGAUGCAGACAGAGAACAAGAUCUCUCCCUAUUACCGGACAAAGCUGCGCGGGCUCUAUACGACCGCCAAGGCUGAUGCGGAGGCUGAGUGCAACAUACUCCGGAAAGCUCUAGAUAAGAUAGCGGAAAUCAAGUCCCUGUUGGAAGAAAGGCGGAUUGCGGCCAAGAUUGCGGGCCUGUACAAUGACUCGGAACCCCCUCGGAAGACCAUGCGCAGGGGGGUGCUGAUGACCCUGCUGCAGCAGUCCGCCAUGACCCUGCCCCUGUGGAUCGGGAAGCCUGGUGACAAGCCCCCACCCCUCUGUGGGGCCAUUCCAGCCUCUGGGGACUACGUGGCCAAACCUGGAGACAAGGUGGCCGCCCGGGUAAAGGCUGUGGAUGGGGACGAGCAGUGGAUCCUGGCCGAGGUGGUCAGUUACAGCCAUGCCACCAACAAGUAUGAGGUAGAUGACAUUGAUGAAGAAGGCAAAGAGAGACAUACCCUGAGCCGGCGGCGCAUCAUCCCACUGCCCCAGUGGAAAGCCAACCCAGAGACGGAUCCUGAAGCCUUAUUUCAGAAGGAGCAGCUCGUGCUGGCCCUGUAUCCCCAGACCACGUGCUUCUACCGUGCCCUGAUCCACACACCCCCACAACGGCCCCAGGAUGACUAUUCAGUCCUGUUUGAAGACACCUCCUAUGCAGAUGGUUACUCCCCUCCCCUCAAUGUGGCCCAGAGGUACGUGGUGGCUUGUAAGGAGCCCAAGAAAAAGUGAAGUGGGCUGGCAGACUCACGGUCUCCUGCCACCCUCACAGGGAAUGCAACAAAAGGUUUUGUGGCAAAUAAAUAUUGUUCCCCUUU
This is a messenger RNA of Mirounga angustirostris (Northern elephant seal), 3799 nucleotides long. It is a transcript of the gene SGF29, whose product is annotated as SAGA complex associated factor 29. The transcript is spliced from 10 exons. Lineage: Eukaryota; Metazoa; Chordata; Mammalia; Carnivora; Phocidae. Bases 2781 to 3713 code for a protein of 310 amino acids. The record is from RefSeq and is a predicted model, not a curated record. Gene Ontology annotation, cellular component: SAGA complex.